Molecule: messenger RNA, 954 nt
Organism: Coffea eugenioides
Lineage: Eukaryota; Viridiplantae; Streptophyta; Magnoliopsida; Gentianales; Rubiaceae
Exons: 6
Coding region: 1-954 (317 amino acids)
Source: RefSeq, a predicted model, not a curated record
AUGUCAAAACCUUACUAUUCUUCUUCACAAUCCAACAAAUGGUCAAAUCUUGAAAAUUUUCUUCAUUCUGUGGUUCCAGUGGUUCCUUCAAAUGUUCUUCCUCAGAGUCACAUAGAAGACAUUUCCAAUAUUUGGCUCUUUGAUGAUAAAGAUACUGUUGAAUACUUUAAAAUGGAAGAUCUUUGGAGAUCUUUUGAAGAAUGGAGUGCUUAUGGUGUAGGAACCCCUAUUGUGUUAGACCAUGGCAAAAGUAUUGUGCAGUACUAUGUUCCAUAUUUAUCUGCAAUACAAAUUUACACCACUAAAACUCGUACAGCGGUGAGAAAUUUAGGAGCAAAUGUCAAUGCUUCUAAGAAAGACAUUGAAUUUUUUGGAGAUGACAUCUUAGCAAAUACAAGUUUCAAGGAUGAGAAUCCCUGCCCCAGAAUUAAUCGGUUGGGUUAUCUCUAUUUUCAAUAUCAUGAUACUUCCUCCCCAUAUUGGAGGGUUCCCCUUGCAGACAAGAUAAUGGAUUUCAUGCCAAAUUAUCCAAGACUUCUAUCAUUAAGGAGUGUUGAUCUAUCUCCUGCAAGUUGGAUGUCAAUUGCCUGGUACCCUAUUUAUCACAUUCCAACUAAAUGGUAUGUAAAGGAUUUGGCAACAUGCUUUCUUACGUACCAUACAUUGUCUUCAUGUUUUCAAGAUUCUGCAAGGGAUUAUGACUAUGAUCAUCAAAAAGAUGUUAGAGCAACUCAAAUUUCUGAAGCAAUGGAAGAAAAUAAGGAGAAGUUUCAUAGCCAAAUUGUACUUCCUUCAUUUGGCCUAACUACUUACAAAAUGCAAGGAGAUCUUUGGAAGAACAAAAAUACAAGUGAUGAAAAAAAAUUAGUUGAUCUUGAAAGUGCAGCUGAUUCUUGGCUAAAACAACUUGAUUUUUACCAUCAUGACUUUAGUUUUUUUAAAAGGAAUUCUUAA